Phoenix dactylifera (date palm) is the source of this 1966-nucleotide messenger RNA. RefSeq lists its product as uncharacterized. Lineage: Eukaryota; Viridiplantae; Streptophyta; Magnoliopsida; Arecales; Arecaceae. The record is from RefSeq and is a predicted model, not a curated record.
CUGCUCUUCUCCCUCUCUCUCUCUCUCUCUCUCAUCCGGGGGCGGGGAAAGGGAGGAAAGAAUCCAAAAGGAGAUUUCAGUGACAGCCGGGGUUGUCAAAGAGGACAAAGUAAGAACUAGAAGCGUUGCAUUAGCACGAGAAGUCCCUUCCAAGUGUCAUCCCUUCUCCCUGUCCCUUCCCCCCUCCCCUGCAUUCAAUUCCCUUCCUCUUUUUCCAUCUCUGUCAGCAUCUUCUUCCGCUUUGCUUUCUGGUGUUAUAACAACGGGUAGUUCCUGAGGGAAGAGAGAGAAGAGAGAGGGGGUGGGGUGGGGUGGGGGAUCGGGCAUUGAUGGAGCGAAGUCAUAUCCUUCCAAAUUUGGUUCCUUGUGGAUGUUCUCCACGGAGUCAUCUUGAUGAGUCAUAAUUUAAGGCCAAUCUGCCGGUGAGUCAGUAUUUUACGCCCUCUAAGCUCUGCUUUCCUUUCCCUUCCCAAGAACAAGAGAGAGAGAGAGAGAGAGAGAGAGAGCGCGGCCGUCUCCAACCCGAUCUCUUCUUCCCGUUCUCCUCUUCUUCCUCGUCCUCUUCGUCUUCUCCAGCUCUGGUGGUACUAGUUGAAAAGUUUAUGUUAGAAAGGAAGGAGGGACAGCGACAGUAAUAGAAUACUAUUAAAAAGAAAAAGCAGGGAAGGCAUCGAGAUGGCUUCAACCUCGCGACAGGGAGACUCCAACCUCCUGUCCUUCAUCAACUCCACGACGCCGUCCGUGCUGACUCACAACCUCCCUAAGUGGUCCUUCCAAGAUUGGGAUAACCUCUGGCUCCCUGCAGGGAGGGAUACUGUGGAAUUUUUCAACCUCAGAGACCUUUGGAACCAGUACACUGAGUGGAGUGCCUAUGGUGCCGGCGUUGAGGUCCUCCUCCCCGGUGGAGACAAAGUGGACCAGUUCUUUGUGCCGUCCCUAUCGGCGAUCCAGAUAUACACCAGCAAGUCCCACGCUGCAUCGAGGAAUGGUUUAAGCAACUGCUGGAGCAAUGGGACUGCCUAUAAGAAGCUGGUCAAUCCGCGGCGUUCUGCUGCGGAUACAAGCUCCGACGUCGAAGGUACCCGACAAGCUCAAGACAAAUGGGGAUACCUUUACUUCCAGUUCAUUGAGAAUGCCUCCCCUUAUGGGAGGUCGCCUCUCUUAGAAAAGGUCCAGGAAUUGGCCAAUAUCUAUCCGGGCCUCAUGUCUUUCAAGAGCGCGGAGCUUUCACCUGCUAGCUGGAUGUCGGUCGCCUGGUAUCCUAUUUAUCAAAUCCCCCGCAGGCAAAAUGUGAAGGACCUGUCUGCGUGCUUCCUGACCUUUCAUAGUCUCACCUUACCAUAUCAAGAUCAUAUGCAGAGGAGCACCGUAAAAAGUUUGUCUCACACUGGAGCUUGGAGGAAUGGAAGUAUAUCUGAGGAGAAGAGCAACCGCAUCUCUCUUCACCCUUUCGGCCUCACCACCUCCAGAGCACGGGGAAACCUUUGGGUAAAUCCUGAAAGUGGAGAUAAUGAAAAAAUUGCCUCCCUCCACGAGGCUGCAAACUGCUGGCUGAGUCAGCUUAAAGUUCACCACGAUGACUUCAACUUCUUCGUGACUCACUGAACCCCCCACUGUGCAUGAUACGAACCAUUCUAGUUUUCUGAGAACCUCCUGACCGGCCCCAUGCCAUGACAUUGCUGUGCCGGCAUUCAGAUUACUCAAUGAACGUUGAGAAAGCUGAAUCCGGUCGAUUUUGUAGAUGUUAGUGAAGAAGAAGGCUUUAUUGGAUCAUUGAAAGAUUGAUUUUGGAGUACAGAACAGAAAGAUCUUAGGCCUCGCUUUUCUCUUUAACUUUUUGUCUUCAGAAGGUGGUGGUUCUAAAUAGGUGGGUACUUGGGUAGUUUUCACUUUCCUUAUGGAACAGAAAGAAAACUGUUUAUUGUACAGAACUCUUAUAUAUGACAUCUUGGGUUGGUAUAUUCAA